This is a messenger RNA of Drosophila willistoni, 1139 nucleotides long. Its product is annotated as mitochondrial dicarboxylate carrier. The transcript has 4 exons. Gene Ontology annotation, biological process: malate transmembrane transport; succinate transmembrane transport; oxaloacetate transport. Lineage: Eukaryota; Metazoa; Arthropoda; Insecta; Diptera; Drosophilidae. The coding region runs from base 200 to 961 and encodes 253 amino acids. Gene Ontology annotation, molecular function: malate transmembrane transporter activity; thiosulfate transmembrane transporter activity; succinate transmembrane transporter activity. The record is from RefSeq and is a predicted model, not a curated record.
AUUUCGAAAUGCUUGUUGGGUUAAUUCAUCAUAUUCCACAGAGAGAACAUUAAGCAACGGCCACAAACUGGCGGAUCAACUUGAAUGUUAUCGCUUAUCACAUAAUGAGCAAAGAAUCUAUCCACGUUGGUGGUGUGGCGGUGUAUCAGGUGCAGUAACACAAUUUUUUACAUCGCCAUUCGAUUUGAUCGAGACACGUAUGAUGGUUAUACGAAAGGAUAAAUCCAUGAUAGAAAUGAUGAAAACGGCAAUUAAGAACGAUGGAAUUCUUUCACUCUAUGAUGGUUUAAGUGCUCAACUUUUACGUCAAUUGACAUAUACGGCGCUACGAUUUCAUAUCUAUGAAUUGGGCAAACAACAUUAUGUGGAUGAAUAUAAUUUCAUACAUAGAGUAUUUGUGGCCAGCAUUGCGGGUCUAUUAGCUGGUUGUGUAGGCGUACCCACUGAAGUGGUCAAUACUAGAAUGCAUGUGGAUCGAGCUUUGCCCAAAGAAAGCCGACUAAAUUAUCAAAAUGUAUUUGAUGGUCUAUACCGGAUUUAUCGAGAAGAGGGUUGCCAAACUCUAUAUAAUGGUUGGGCCUUAUCGUGCAUGCGUGCAGCCUUAUUAACCAUUGGUCAAAAUGCAGUUUAUGAUCAGGCCAAAUAUCAUUAUAUGAAAUAUUUCAAUUUGGAUCAUGAUAACAAAAUGGUACAUUUGAUGAGCUCGACAACUGCUGCGUGUGUCUGUGGUCCCAUUUUGCAACCAAUUGAAGUGCUUAAAACAAUUAAAAUGAAUGCCAAAAGCGGUUACUUUAAAAGCACGAUCGAUGAAUUUAACUAUAUGAUGCGUUUUGGUAUACGGGGACUAUUUCGUGGUAUGGUACCAUCUUUGUUACGUUUGGUACCAAAUACGAUUAUAAUAUUUUUAGUAUAUGAACAAUUACGCCUUAAAUUUGGUUACUAUGUCAAAAAUGUCGACUGAUGGCAAAAGGAACCACCAAAGAACAAAAAAAUACGUAAAAUAUACAUACACACGGCCCCAAAACCCAAAUAUAUAUUCAAAUUGGGAUUUAUCAAUUGUAAUGCUUAAAUCCAAUGCCACAAAAUGCCUGUCAAAUUGAUUAUUGAAAAUUUUUUCUUCAACUAAAAUGAUAUAUAUA